This is a messenger RNA of Ctenocephalides felis (cat flea), 461 nucleotides long. RefSeq lists its product as uncharacterized. NCBI's taxonomy places the organism in Eukaryota, Metazoa, Arthropoda, Insecta, Siphonaptera, Pulicidae. The record is from RefSeq and is a predicted model, not a curated record. The transcript is spliced from 3 exons. Bases 98 to 400 code for a protein of 100 amino acids.
GAGUCACUAGUUUCUGAAAUUACUACGACACACCUGUAAAUAUUUUUAUACCAUAAUAAUAUUUUUGAAUACAUAAAAGUAAAAUAACAAAGCAAAAAUGAAGACAAAAAAUAUUCUCUUUUGUUUAACUAUUGGGUUAGUUAUGCUGAGCCUUUGUGCAGAAGCAGAAGCAAGACGUAAGAUUCUCAGAGGCCGACAAGUUAUAACAAGAACUUAUAACAAAGGGUUGGCCGUUCCUGCCUGGUCGAUUGUUCUAAUGUGUGGAAUAGGAAUGAUUAUUCUGGGGGGAUUAUUAUAUGUUGCAAUGUACAAAAUGAUUUUAUCAGAAAGUAAAAGUGAAGACAUAAAUAUGAUACCAGUUUACACAGCAGCUGCAACAAGAGAUGAUGAUGAAUCUUGAAACGUCAAUAAAUAAUUUAUAUAUAUAUAUAAAAAUAUAUAUACACACACAUACAUAUAUA